UUAAAAAUAUUUAACCUACAGAGGUCUUUUUCACUUUUGAACUGUGACACAUUUUGUCUAUGAUGUUACGAAAACGUAUAUCGCAAAUAUUCGCGAUAGAUCCCCAGAUUCUCUCCAAUAUCUCUCUAACGACAUAACGUAAUUGGAAUAAGCAAAGGAGUAUGCACAUGCGCGACGGAUCAAUAAACACAUAUUGGGACACGUAAAUCCAAACCCAGCGAUUUUAGUCUAAGCGAGUUACUUGAUUCAAUGUAAUAGAGGUUCAUGCAUAGCAUAUCGCCAACAUUUUGUAACUCAGUCAUCGAAACCAGUAGCUCACAACUUGUUUGUCAAGAUUGUGAAAAAAGUCGUUCCGAUUUAUGUUUGUGUACGAAUGGUCUUAGACUCGUGUUUCAAAUUCGCUCCGCUUUCGUAUGUCAUUGUGAACGCGGCGUUACAUCGCCGCCAUUUCGAUUCCGUUCCGUUAGUAUUGUUUCGCAUCGCAAGCCGUCACCGCGUGUUCCGACGCAAUCGAUUAUCAUAUCAUGGAACUCGAGACAAUUAAAAAGUUCAUUAAUAUAAUACGAAGUUUUCCAGAAAUAUAUGCAGUCGGACAAUCAGAUUAUAAGAAUAUGUAUAAAAAAGAAAUUGCUUGGAAGAAAAUUAAAGAAGAAAUGGGGAUGGACAUUAAAAGAUUAAAGGUAAAAUGGAGAAAUCUAAGAGAUACAUAUAUAAAACACAAAAAUUGUCGUCGAUCCGGCAUUAAAGGACCUAAUACUCUGUACAACUGGGUGUGGGCGAAUGAAAUGGCAUUUGUUGAGCCUUAUAUUAAGUUCAGAUCAAGAAAAGUUGCAGCAAAUACUUCUGCUGAUUGUACAGAUUCUGAUGUAAAUGUUAUAUCAGACGAAGAAAAUGAACAGAACGAGACUGAAAAUGUCCAAAGUCCUGAACCAGAAAUGGAAGAGAUUAAAAAACGUCCAUUAAAAAAGAGAAGACACGAAAGCGAAGGGGAUACCAUAGACAAUAUCAUGACAAAUAUAAACACAGAAAUAAACGUAGAAAGAAACGCACCAGAGACAACUGUAGAAGUGCCGUGUGAUAGAAUAGAUAUGGAGUUUCUGGGUUAUGCCAACACAGUUAAGAGAUUGUCUCUGCGUAACCAAGCACUUAUUAAAUUUCAAAUAUCAAAGAUUAUAACACGACAUCAACUCCAAGAAUUGAGUAGUGAUCGUAAAAAUUCUACGUUAAGUAAUUCAUGUAAUGAAUACUGUUAGAAUAUGACAAUCAUAAAAUUAAUAGAUCUAGAACUUUAUACGUGUAAACCAAAGUAUAUAUUUUAUAUAAAAAC
Papilio xuthus (Asian swallowtail) is the source of this 1327-nucleotide messenger RNA. RefSeq lists its product as uncharacterized. The record is from RefSeq and is a predicted model, not a curated record. NCBI's taxonomy places the organism in Eukaryota, Metazoa, Arthropoda, Insecta, Lepidoptera, Papilionidae. Bases 525 to 1253 code for a protein of 242 amino acids. The transcript has 2 exons.